AGUUGAAAAAAAGUAAAGUGUGAAUAAUGCACAUUCUUUUGAUUUUCGCAUCUCUUCAGAUCCUGGAUUUAACCUUAAGCUAAGUUUCAAUCUCUACUUUUUUCCCCUGAAUUGUUAGAUAAACAACGGGAAGAAGAAGAACCCAGAAGAGAUGGGCGGAGGAGAUGCGAUUUUAGAUUACGCAACCAUUCAGAUUCUGCCUUCUCAAAACAGGUACGAGGCAUAUACAUGUCGGGGUAAAAAUGUAGAGAAACUGAGUGUUGGGGUUCUUCAAAAACUCUUGCCUCAUUUGCCCGAGUUAAACAACUUGUACACCUGCGGAUCCAUUUCCAAUUCAAUUCAAAUGCCGCUAAUUACAAACUCCAACCCCCCAGCAAUCUCAAAUCUCCCGCAUGGUUUACUCUAUAUACUUUCUCCAGAUUCUUAGAUAUUGUGGGUUCUACUGAUUUAUUGGAUACUGCUAAAGUUAUUGAAGCUGAGAUGUCUCAAUUGGAGGAAGCUAAAAGAUUUCAUCUUUCUCUAUAUGCUCAGGGUCAUCAAGAUCAUAAUCAAAGUAGCGAAAAUGGUAGAUCUCCGCAGCCUGGAGUCCAGAGAUCAUCAGAAACAUCAAAGAAUGAGCUCUUACGCGCUAUGGACUCUAGACUUGGAUCAUUAAGAAGUAAGUUAGUGGCAGCUUUUAACAAGGCGGUUGGAGAAAUCUGCUCCUAUGAAGAAAUCACUUAUCUAGCAAAGUUUUCGGAAAAUUUUGGGGCUAGUGAUGUAAAGAAAUUUUUGUGCACGUUUCUAGAGCUGAGAGAAAAGUGCGAAAUUUCUAAUCCUCGUAAUGAUGAAAACUCCUCAUGCACUCAUGCUUCAGUUAAUGGCAGCAUAAACAAGACUGAUGGAAAUAAUAAAACUUCAAACCCAGUAAGUUCUGAAACACCCGUUAAAUAUGGUGUUUCACCAGCAAAAGCUGCGCAGGUUGAACGUCAAAGCUCAACAGAAAGUGAGGAAUCUUCUGACUCAAGUGAGGAGAAUCCAAUAUCCGCAGAAAGAAGUCGAGCUCUUAUAAGAUCUGCAUCUCCAAGACGGGCAGCAUCUCCAAUGAGAAGGGUUCAAAUUGGGAGGACUGGCUCGCAUAGAGUCCCUGCUCUGACCGUAAAGAGCCUUAGUUACUUUCCUGCUAAAGAACAGAUAUCAAUUCAAAGAGAUGUAGCUUCAGAUGAUAGUGAAGAGGAAGGAUCCGGACACAUUAAGAAACCUGAGAAUAAUAUUCAGCGCAUGAGUGUCCAAGAUAAAAUAAGUCUUUUUGAAAGUAAACAAAGGGAUCAGAUUGCUGAUGUUCCAAAAAGGUCUGCGUUGAGAAGAUGGAGUGCAAGUAUGGGUGAAUCAGCUGUCCAGUCACAAUCGCAGAAUGGUUCUGAAGAUCAUCCUGUUUCAGAGCCUUCUAACAAUUUCAUUGAUAAUGAUAUUAUGGAGAGAUCUGCAGAAGUUAAUUUGGAAUCUGAUAGUAGGACUGAAGUGGUAAACAUCAAGGAAACUAUUGAUGUGGGGUUAGAAAGGCUGGAAGAGAGCUCUUGUAGUCCUAUAAAUAUUCAAGAGGUCACAGAUAUUUUACAUGAAGAAGAAGAUAAUGAAAUGUCAAAAAGCACAGUUGAAUGGUGUCAACAGAACGAAGCGGAGUUGAACCAAAUGUGCGGAAAAAUGAAGGAAAAUCAGCUCGUUAGCCAUAAGAAGCCUCAAAUGGAAAUUGGACAAAAUCUGCCUCCAGAGCAGAGAGGUGGAUUCUAUCACCAUUACAAGGAGAAGAGGGAUCAAAAACUUAGAGGAGAGAAUGUUGGAAAGCAUGCAGAAAAAGAAACAAAGUUGAAAGCAAUGCUAAAAAAUCUUGGUGAGAGGAAAGCUAGAAUGGCUUCCACCAAUGUGAAUAGUAUUCAAAAAAAUGAUCCUCCGACAAAGUCCCAAAUAACUGUUAAGAAUUCCCAAAAGUUACUGAAGAAUCCUUCACAGCCUGCUAAUACAAGGAAGGAAACCGAUAAACUUUCACCUGAAAAGAAGGUUUCAGCUAGAACAUCCUCCUUGCCUGCUAUUCGUAAGUCAUGGCCUUCAGCACCAUCACCGAGAACAGCAGGGGCAUCACUGGUUAAAAUUCCUGGUGAAAUUUCUUCUUCAGGCACAACAUCAAAACGUCGGAAGCCUCAAUCAGAAAAAGCAGCAGCUCAACCGAGUCCUAAAGUGGAAAAUUCCCAGCCACAAUGAAGAAAUCCAAAGGCAACCCAGACUGAGAAACGAGGUUUAGUAGGUGUGAAUGAGAAGCAGGAACAAAAAUUGAUGAAAAGCAGCAAAACAACAAAACAAAACAGCAGCGGCACCUGGGGACUCUUCCAGUAUGUAUCCAGCAAAGCCUAGUUUGUAUAACAGGUUACGAAGAAAAGUAGUGUAGUUCCAUUGGAAUCAAAGCCAUCUCUCCGUAAAGGUUCGGGAUUAACGUCUAGUGGUCGUGUUAACAA
This is a messenger RNA of Hibiscus syriacus, 2489 nucleotides long. RefSeq lists its product as uncharacterized. The coding region runs from base 481 to 2238 and encodes 585 amino acids. The record is from RefSeq and is a predicted model, not a curated record. The transcript is spliced from 6 exons. NCBI's taxonomy places the organism in Eukaryota, Viridiplantae, Streptophyta, Magnoliopsida, Malvales, Malvaceae.